GGCUCGCGGACCCAAACAACUCUUCCUCCUCCUCCUCUUCCUCCUCCUCCUCCUCCUCCUCCUCCUCCUCGCGGACCAUGGACGGGAAUCAGUGUUCACUUCCUCCCUCGGCUGCUCUGCGAACAUGAGCACCUCCAGUCCGUCUCCAGUGGAUGGCACCGAUAGGCUGUGUGUUUCUGAGCGCGCUCAGUCCGUCCCGUCUCCGGUCCUUCACCUGCGUCAGCUCCCUGCUGACGUCUCUGAACAGGAAGUGAUCGCUCUGGCGCUUCGUUUCGGCCGAGUCAGUAAGCUGAUAACGCUGAAGGCCAAACACCAGGCGUUUUUAGAAAUGGCGUCGGAGGAGGCCGCUGUUACCAUGGUGAACUACUACACCUCGGCCCCGCCCACCAUCAGGAACCAGCCAAUCUACAUUCAGUACUCCACCCAUCGCGAGCUCAAGACCGACAAUCUGACCAAUCAGGUGAGGAGCAGCAGCUCUCAGCAGCUCUGCAGGCCAUCAGUGGAGCAGCAGUGCAUUCUGGGAACAUGGCGUCGGGGGAGAGGGGGGGGCUUAGCUCCCUGUCAGAGUCCCGUCCUGAGAAUCAUCGUGGAGAAUUUAUUUUACCCGGUGACACUGGAGGUCCUGCAGCAGAUCUUCAGUAAGUUCGGCUCGGUGUUGAAGAUCAUCACGUUCACCAGAAACAAUCAGUUUCAGGCUCUGCUGCAGUUCAGUGACACCGUGCACGCUCAGCACGCCAAGGCAUCUCUGGACGGUCAGAACAUCUAUAACGGCUGCUGCACGCUGAGGAUCGACUUCUCCAAACUGAGCGCGCUCAAUGUGAAGUACAACAACGACAAGAGCCGAGACUUCACCAGAGCCGACCUCCCGUCCGGAGAGCUGGACCCCAACGCCGCCUUCGGUGUAGCUCUUCCUCCGUACGGUGCAGCAGCUUUCCAGCCGACCUUCCACCAACACACAGGUCUGUCCAUGGCGUCCGUCCCCGGUCCGUUGGUGUCUCCUCCUCGUGUCUCCCUGCAGGUGGCGCCUCCUGCUGGUCACUCGGUGCUGCUGGUGUCCAACCUCAACCCAGAGAGCGUCUCGCCUCACUGCCUCUUCAUCCUGUUUGGUGUUUAUGGAGACGUUCAGAGAGUGAAAAUCCUCUUCAACAAGAAGGAGAACGCUCUGGUUCAGAUGAGCGACGCCACUCAGGCUCAACUCGCGAUGAGUCACCUGAACGGGCAGCGUCUCCAUGGUAACGUGAUUCGGGUGAUGCUGUCCAAACACCCGGUGGUGCAGCUGCCCCGCGGGGGGGCGGGGCAGGAAGAGCAGACGCUGACUCGGGACUUCUCAGGCUCCGCCCUCCACCGCUUCAAAAAACCUGGAUCCAAAAACUUCAACAACAUCUUCCCUCCGUCGGCGACGCUGCACCUCUCCAACAUCCCGUCCCCCGUCAGCGAGGAGACGUUGAAGGACUUGUUCUCCUCGGCUGGAUUCAACGUCAGAGCCUUCAAGUUCUUCCAGAAGGACAGGAAGAUGGCUCUGAUGCAGCUGGAGUCUGUGGAGGAAGCCAUCGAGGCUCUGAUCGCUCUGCACGACCACCAGCUGGACCACAACCAGCACCUCCGAGUCUCCUUCUCCAAGUCCACCAUCUGACCUCCGAGUCUCCUUCUCCAAGUCCACCAUCUGACCUCCGAGUCUCCUUCUCCAAGUCCACCAUCUGACCUCCGAGUCUCCUUCUCCAAGUCCACCAUCUGACCUCCGAGUCUCCUUCUCCAAGUCCACCAUCUGACCUCCGAGUCUCCUUCUCCUAGUCCACCAUCUGACCUCCGAGUCUCCUUCUCCUAGUCCACCAUCUGACCUCCGAGUCUCCUUCUCCAAGUCCACAUCGAACCUCUGAGUCGUCUCUUCCUACUGCUGACUGCCUCAGAACCCUUCAUCUGACCUUUGACCUUUGGAACCGAUGACCUGACCAGUCUUCAGGGCUUCUGAUUGGCCCAUGGUGGAAACAAAUGGACCAAUGUGAGAGCUCCGACAGCACCGAGCUUUCUGUGCCUACAAACACUCUGACAUCACAGUGACAGAUGAUGUCAUCACGCAGGGGGGUCGCCAUGGUUACAGAGGUUACACAGCACAUUCCUGAGCAGACUGAGCUACAAGUAGCAAUGCAUUGUGGGUAAUGGAGUCCAAAAAAAACACUAAACUGAAACAAAAAAUUGGGAAAUUAACAAAAGUUUGUUUAAGUUUCCAGUUUUUGCAAGAUUGUCUCUGAUUUACACAUUUUUGAAUUCUCAGCGCCGUGCCUUUAUCAUUGGCACGUCACACGCUGUCUGAUUGGCUUAAAUUAAUAAUAAUAAUAGUUAUUGUAGGAUUUUAGCUGCGAUCUCGACCGACUGUCUUCUGUGCCUUAUUUCUAUGAAUUAUUCUGCUGUUUUUUAGACGUAUCUGCUGUUUGAGUGGAGUUUUGGUGGCGGGUUGUGUUUGUUGAUUGAAGUUUAUUUCAUUUAGUUCAGAAUAAUUUUGUGUUUUCUGUCGUAUUGUUGGUAAAUAUAGAGAAUGUUUUUUAAUCAUGAAUGUGUUUAUACUGUACAACAUGACAAAGGUAAUGCUUUCAACGCCCCGCCCACCUCUCGUACCUGAGUGUGUGUAUUUAUUUAUCAGUGUGUGUGUAUAUAUAUACAUAUUUAUAUGUAUAUAUAUAUGUGUGUGUGUGUGUGUGUGUGUGUGUGUGUGUGUGUAACAAGCUGAGCUGUGAUUGGUUGAUCUUUAAGUGUCCCAUUCUUUUUUCUAUUAAAAAAUAUUAAAUUCAAAUCCAGCUCUUGUUUUUGAAAUCUCUGGUAAAUUAAAGUUUUUGGGGAUCUUUGAUGUCGAUCAUUUUCUGUAAACAGGAAAUAAGCCACAAAAAAAACAGGAAGCUGCUGUUUCCCAGUGAGCCUUCUGACCUCUGACCUCUGACCAGAGCUGAUUGGAUUAAAUAUUAGAUAUUAAAUAUUAAAUGCUUUACUUGUUGGUUUGUUAAGCUAUAAAAUAAACCGUCCAGCAAACAUAUUUUAAUUAGAUUUUUUAAGUUAACCCUCAAACCAAGCCAAAGUUUGUGUGCCUUUUAAUUGGACCAACUCAUUAUCUCAUUAUGACAUCACUUCCUGUUUGAAUGGCUUUCCAAACUUUUAUUUUGUUCCUACUGUUUAAGGUUUUGUAUUUUUUUAUGUUUUCAUGUCUUAAUUUGAAAAAGUUACUUGUUUCACAUGAAGUGAAUGUAUUUUUUUUCAUGACAUCACAUCCUGUUUCAGGGUUACAUAACCACGCCUCCAUAUGCAUGAAGCCACGCCCCUUCCAUCAAUCAAAACAGCAAUCAAUUAAGACCAAAGGAACCACUCUUUGUUAAGAUUUCCCAGCAUGCAGUUCAGAACUUCAUCAAACUGUUCUUGUUGGCUAAAUUCUCUGCAAGAAAAUAUGUUGAAAAUAUUUUAUGUUUCAAAACUAAAAUAAAAGAUGUUACAUGACACUUCACAUUUUGUAACACGUUGAUGUUACAUAACCGUAGUUAACUUGUUAAUGUUGCGUUAUACAAAAGUAACAGCCAACAUUCUACAUGUAGUAUAAAAUACUUCUAUGUAACACGUUUGUAUUUAACAGGUGACUAUACUUACCUGUGUAAUUGUAAGUACUGUGACAUGUUAAGUACAAGUUAAACCUGUAUCUGACACACUUUGACACUUUACACAUUACAAAACCUGUAAUUUACAAGUCACGACUUUGAACCUGUGACAUUAACUGUUUAGAAUAACUUUUAAGACGUCACAGUUUAAAUACUAAAGUUGUGUGUUACACACGUCGUAGGUACUUGGUACAAUACUUCUGGCAUUACACAUUACAUAUGUGUUAGAAGUAUAUAGACACAUACAAGUAUGUAAUAUCUUACACUACAUGCUUAAAUCCAUGUAUUGUCAAGUAGUAGUAUUGAAACAGGACACACUUGUAAAAGGUUACAAGGUUAAUGCUACUUCUUAUACUUGAAGUUUUGUAACGUUAAAAUACUUUACCCGAUACCUACUUGUUACAUUACAUAAUACAUAAGACAUGUACUGUGAUGUUUAAUUGUAAGUAUUUAAAUGUUACAUUCUUUGUUCCUUUUGUGUAACAUGUUCAUAUUAACAGUCUUACAUAUUUACGUUGCACACUUGCUCCACGUUAUCAAUAAGUAACCUUAUAUUGUUAUUUGUAUCAUGAAGACAUGAAAACAUAAAACUGUCUAUUACGUAUUUUAACUUAUUGAAAACAUAUUUUUUCAAGCUUGCCUGAUUGCAUUCAAAUGUGUUUAUAGUAGAUUAAAACGUUUUAGAAUAAUUUAUUAUUAUCUGAAGGCGCUGGUUUACAGUUAAAUGACUGUAAUGUAAAUGUAAUGUAUCUCUCUAAACUGUUUUUGUACCUGAAUGUUUCCGUUUGUUUUUCUAUGCUGAUGAAUGUUAAGUCAAAGUGGUGCAUUGUGGGAGCAGAUGGGACUUUUGUUGUCUUUAUAUUAAACAUUUUUAAUAUUGAACCAGUGCAUGGGGGGGAGGGGGGUACUGUGAUUUAAUUUUUAUUUAUUCUGAAAGGGAGACAGGAAGUUGAAGCAUGAGUCCCUGAGUAAAUAAAUAAUCUGACAACCAAUGGCUGUCCUCCGUUUCUGCAAGCCCCACCCACAAUCCAUCCUUCCAGCCAAUUAGAUUGUGGCACAUUUUCAACAACACAUUAGAAAGUUCAGCUUUGAAAGGAUAAAUCUUUAUUGUUCCUUUGUUGACACAAUCCUUCACUGUGAUUGGUCGGUUCGCAGACUACAGCAGAUAAUUGUCAUAAAAAAACAACCAAAAAACAAUAACAAUAAACAAAUAAGAAUCCUACGAUCCUAUUGGACGACAGCGGCAGAGGUUCAUCCGACUCAUAGCUGACGUCAUCAACCAAACCCCCCCCCCAGCUACACAAACAGCUAAUGCUAACAGUGAAGCUACACAGCUUUAAAAAAAACAAAACUGCAAUCCUCCACACACACACACACACACAGACACACACACACACACAGACACACACACACACACACACACACACACACACACACAGUGUUUACAGUGUUCAGACUCUGCAAAACAAACAAAGUUCAGAAAUGUGGAUUUUUUUUUGUAGUUUUAUCGUUUAAUUAUUUGGUCCUGUUUCUAUUUGAUGUUUUUUUGAGUCACAUGAAAUGCGUUGACCGUUACUGUCUCAGAAUACUGGAGUUCAUUCAGUGCUGAACUGUGUUAAAAGUCGUUUUUCUGUUGGGGAGGGAUGAAGAAAGAAAUAUACAACUAUAAAAUAGAAAACUAAUUGGUUCACAAAUCAACAAAAAUGCUCUGAUCUCAUUGGCCAAUCAAUCUUGUUUUUGUCACGUUUGUUUUCUGUGGCAACUUCACAAAAGAAAAAACAUUAAGACGUUUUAGAAGAGCGAGAGUUUGAUCUCUUAAUUAAGUUUCUUUUUACAAAUACGAUACAGAUUUUCUGAUUUUAUACUUAUUUUGAAAAAUCAAGAGAUACAGAAAACAGUGUCGUAAUUAUGAGUUCUUUUUUAUAAUUACAGAUUUGGUAACUAUAAAAAAAGUUUUCACCAAAACGACAUUUAGUCUAUUUUUAAAAAUGUUUCAUACUUAUGAACCAAUUCAGUAAAAGCGAAAUAGAGAUAUUUUAUUUUAACAGAAUGUUUUCGUACAAUACGAAAAUAAAGAAGUCGUAGUUAUGUGAUCUUAUUGUAUAAUUAACAGUUUGGGAAUCAGAGAUACAGAAGAUAAAGUUAUAAAAAAUGUCUCAGCUUUUUUUCUUUUUUUGUAAAUGCAGUCCUCUUCUGUAAAAUGCAACUUUUUUUUGUUUGUUUUGUUCUUUUUAAGACAAAAAUCAAAACUUCAUUCUUUCUCCUUAUUGGCUGUUUGUAUGUUUUUUUUUUUUUUUUUU
Molecule: messenger RNA, 5935 nt
Organism: Anoplopoma fimbria (sablefish)
Lineage: Eukaryota; Metazoa; Chordata; Actinopteri; Perciformes; Anoplopomatidae
Product: polypyrimidine tract-binding protein 3-like
Exons: 14
Coding region: 125-1633 (502 amino acids)
Biological process (GO): regulation of RNA splicing; mRNA processing
Cellular component (GO): nucleus
Molecular function (GO): mRNA binding
Source: RefSeq, a predicted model, not a curated record